Molecule: messenger RNA, 2409 nt
Organism: Cutaneotrichosporon oleaginosum
Lineage: Eukaryota; Fungi; Basidiomycota; Tremellomycetes; Trichosporonales; Trichosporonaceae
Source: RefSeq, a predicted model, not a curated record
AGAUGGCAGGAGGGGGUGGCAUUGACGGCAGACUUCGCUGAGGGGCCACAGGGCGAGGAUCCCUACGCAGGCACCUUCUUUUCCAAAGAUCGCACUGAGCGAAUCCUCGAGCCUGUGGUGGAGAAUGUUUACGCUACCGUCAGAAUGCCUCGAGGAGCAAGGGAUGCAUCGGGGAGCGCCAUCUCUCAGCUUACUGUGCGCAUCCUCAGCCGCGGCGAGUGGAUGAGCGGGUGCCCGGAAGCAGGGGAGCAGAGCUUCCUUUUCCAACUAUACAACUUUCUCUCGGAGGGCUCAAUGGCAUGCGCGAAUCGCUGCGGUUACACCGUUCCGCGCAUGCCCCAGCACUUCUUCCCCCUCUUUGCCGACUUUACCAACUACACCCGGUAUCUUUGCAGCAUCCUCGAGCAAACUUGUCCCCGGUGCUCGCAUGUGACAUGCCUCGCCUGUGGGGAAUCUGUCAACACACAAAAGGCCAAGAUAUCUUUCACUGGCGAGCUGGAAGCGCUCUUCCACUGUUCAAACAUUCAGGGAGUUACUCUCGGCGUUGCAUUGCACAUGAUUGAGCAGGCCUUCGGAACCACUCUUGAGGCAACUCAAGUUGGAGCAGCUUCUCCAGCGCCAAAGAAACGGAAGGUUGUGUCCCUGGCAGAGUUGUUGAUCGGAGAAGGCGCAGAGUCAUCCUCUUCAGGUGACGAAGGUGACUUUCGCGCUGCGAAAAAGAAGGGGACAGGUUACAGUGGAAGCGCGUGUGAAGAUACUUCAGGACAGGUGGCGGCUGAGAAGGCUCAAAAGGACAAGGACCGCCGAACUGCGACGCUGCUGAAUCAGGUUGCUGUGUACCUGCCUACUUUGAAGCGCGAAAGUGGGCCACGCACUUCAGAUCUCCUUGUUCAUCCCACCUCCCUCGCCCAUCUUCGCCGUCGCAGCGGUUUCGUGAACGACCUCCUCCGCAACGAUUCGCUAAUGGACAUGUCUAACCGCGCUACCAUCUACGCAGCUCUCAUGGACUGGCUGGAGAUCGUCUCCAGCCAUGAGGCCCUCGCAACUAUGCUGGCCAUGCCGUCUAUGCGUCCUGCCGCGAUUCGCCCCGGUCCCGAUGCGCAGUCGGUGAGCAUCCUCUACGAGGGCAGUCCCAGCCCUCGCGAGCUGUUGGAAAGCGUCGCCAUUCAGGCAACUGCGGCGCUUAAAAGUCUCUCUGCGAACGUCAAUAAGCCCGAAGAUGCAGACCCGAAGGAAUGGGCUCAGAACCGUGCCCUCUAUGACUUUUGCAAGCGCUUGUUGAAGGCGCGUGACAACAUUGACCGCCUCCUGGUUUCGACCAAGGGCCAGGAAUUCGUAGACCGCAUGCUUGAAUCCUUGCCUCAUAUCGGUACUUCCAACGGAGCGGCGACAGUGGCGCCCAGCAACGACGUGAAGGCAGUUUACGAGGAGUGGGCGUCCAAGGCGCGCUUCAAUUACUGCAGUUUGCGCAAUCCCUGCGACGAGACCAGCUUCUUGCACGCGUAUAAUGACAGUGCUCAGAAGCUCGUGGGUAUGGACAUCCCUCGCCGCUCGCUUGCCAUCGCGAAGGAAUUGGCAAUCCUCACCACAAACUUGCCCACGGCGUGGGAUACAUCCAUCUUUCUCCGAGUAGAUGAUGAGCGUGUGGAUCUAAUUAAAGCCCUAAUCAUUGGCCCCAAGGACACGCCAUACGAGAAUGGCUGCUUUAUCUUUGACAUUUUUCUCCCUCACAGCUACAAUCUGUCCAGUCCACACGUCAAAUCGAUGACCACCAACGGCGGGCGCUUCCGAUACAACCCGAACCUUUACGCGGAUGGCAAGGUUUGCUUGUCGCUCCUAGGCACAUGGUCUGGGCCGGGCUGGAUCCCGGGAAAGUCGACUCUGCUGCAAGUCCUGAUCUCAAUCCAGAGUCUCAUCCUCUGCGAGGAGCCGUACUGCAACGAGCCCGCUUGGGCUGGGCAGGAGGGUUCGACAGCGAGUCGGAAGUACUCAGCCAACGUUCGGCGCAUGACCAUCAUCGACGCCAUGGCAAACAACAUCAAGAAUCCGCCUGCGCCUUGUGAGUGGUUCAAUCGACGGCCUUUCAUGUUUAAGCUGACCAAAGUCGAGGACGAGAUCAAGCAGCACUUCCGCCUGAAAGCGAAUGCGAUCCGUGCACAGCUUGAUGAGUGGCAGGCGAAAGACGACGGCAAGCCAACGGCGGAUGAGUCUGCCAACUUCUCGGGAGCAACCAAGGGUGGCCUGACCUUUGAUGCGGCGGCGGCGGAGCUGCACAAGCUGCUGGACACUUUGUCCGCACCCGUACCCAAGCCCCGUCGCAAUCCCAGCCGUACGGGCCGCAAGGCCUAGUGCUUUAUAGCUGUAGCAAUGUGUUGUAUAUGUGUAUGAAUCAUAACGUUGUGCAAGAGA